Dictyostelium discoideum AX4 is the source of this 3081-nucleotide messenger RNA. It is a transcript of the gene wdr36, whose product is annotated as WD40 repeat-containing protein. Lineage: Eukaryota; Evosea; Eumycetozoa; Dictyosteliales; Dictyosteliaceae. The record is from RefSeq and is a predicted model, not a curated record. Gene Ontology annotation, biological process: rRNA processing. The transcript is spliced from 3 exons. Gene Ontology annotation, cellular component: small-subunit processome. The coding region runs from base 1 to 3081 and encodes 1026 amino acids.
AUGGAAUCAGGAUCACAAAUCUUUCUUCCAUAUAAAUCAGUUGGUUAUGUCAGUUCAGGUGUACCAUUUAAAUUAAGAGCUGAAAAAUUGCAUUAUUCAAUUAUGUUAGCCAUUGGGAAUUCUUUUCAAUUAUUAAAUUCAAUUAAAUUAUUUCCAAGAAUGGUAUCAAAUAGUCAAGAAGGUAAAAUUAGAGAUAUGUCAUUUUAUAAGAAAGAUCAUUUUUUGACAACAUGUAAAAAAGAUAUUAUAUUAUGGAAAGGUCAAUAUGAAGAAUUUAGAUUUAGAGGACAUUCAUCAAAGGUUAUUAAAUUGAUGGUAUUUGAUAAUAUAUUAUUUUCAUUGGCAAAAAACAAUGAACUGAUUAUGUGGGAUGUUGAUUCACGUUUAAUUUUUAAAGAACAAUUACCAGAAUUUAAUGCAAAAACUCAUCGUAUAACAGAGAUUGUCCAUCCACUUGGAUAUUAUAAUAAAAUUUUAAUUGGAUUUGAAAGUGGUGAAGCACAAAUUUGGAAUAUUAAAACAAAGAAAUUAAUAUUUACAUUCAAUUUAGUAAAGGAUAAUAAAAACAUUAAAGAUAAAAUCACCUCAUUUCAACAGUCACCAGUUUCAGAUAUAAUUGCAAUUGGUUUUUCAGAUGGUAAUGUUAUCAUUCACAAUUUGAAAUUGAAUAAAACAGUAUUAAGUUUUCAACAAAGAGGUUCAGUUUCAUCGAUUUCCUUUAGAAGUGACGGUCAAAAGCAACAUGUUGCCACAAGUAGCCAUAGUGGUGAUAUAUUAAUUUGGGAUCUUGAAAAGAAUAAACCUUUCCAUACAUUGAAAGCACAUGAUAGUGAAUGUACAAAAGUUGAAUUCCUAAGGGAAGAACCAAUCAUUUGCACCACCGGUAACGAUAAUUCAAUAAAGAUGUGGCAAUUCAACGGUGUAGAUGGUGUACCAAUUCUCUUAAGAGAACGUACCGGUCAUUUAGAUCCACCAAAAUCAAGCGAAUUCUUUGGCGAUGAACAAGAGAACUCAGUGAUUUCAAUCUCUGAUCAAUCAAUUCGUUACGUUUCAAUUGUUGCCUCCACUUUUAAUAAAGAAUUAUCAAAAAAGAAUUUCAAAAAAGAAAUGACUCCAUUUAGUGGUUUCUCUACAAACUUUCGUAGAAAUCGUAGUUGGGAAACUGCAGUUUCAAUUCAUGAAGAUUCAAAACAUGCUUUCACUUGGGAUUGUUCAAGUUAUUCCAUAAAUAAGAAAUUAAAUAUUCAAGAACCAAUUAGUUCAACUAAAAUUUCAACUUGUGGUAAUUUUGUUUUCUUUGGUACUGUUUAUGGUAAUCUAUUGAAAUUCAAUAUUCAAUCUGGUAUUAAACGUGCUAAAAUUUUACCAAAUAUUCAAAAAACUUCAAUAACAAGUAUAAUAGUUGAACCAACUAAUCAAUUUAUAAUUACAAGUGGUUUAGAUUCAAUUAUAAAUUAUUGGGAUUUUAAUGAUUUAAAAUAUUUAUAUUCAAUUGAUAUUAAUAAUACCAAUACAAAUAAUAAGGAAAAUCAAGAUAACAAUAACAAUGACAAUAAAAAAAGUAAAAUUAGAAUUUCAAAAAUGUUAUUACAUAGUGAAUCUGGUAUAUUUGCAGUGGUUUCAAAUGAUGAUAAAAUUAGAUUAUAUGAUAUUGAUACACGUAAAUUAGUUAGAUAUUUCAAUGUUAAAGGUAAUGUUAAUAGUAUUGUUUUUAGUCAUGAUGGUCGUUGGAUUAUUGCAAGUACUCAAGUUGAUUCGGUCGUUCGUGUACUUGAUAUUCCAUCUGGUAAAAUGAUUGAUUGGUUCAAAAUGCCAAAACCAGUAACAAGUUUAUCAUUCUCUCCAAAAGGUGAAUAUUUAGUUACAACUCAUUCCGGACAAUUACCAAUUUAUCUUUGGAGUAAUCAAUCUCAUUUCGGUUCAGUUUUCCUUAAAACUCCACCUCAAAUUCCAAAUACAAUCAUUUUACCUUCACAAGUUAUUGAAAUUUCACCAAUUCAAGAAUCAUCUAAUAAUAAACAAAAAAGUUCAACUAAAAAAUUAAAAGAAAAAGAACAACAUGAACAAGAUGAAGAAUUUGAAAUUCAACAAGAUUUAGGUUUACCUGAAGAAUUUGAUGAAGAAAUGGAAGAUAAUCAAGUUGAUAAUAAUGAUAAUGAUGCUGAUGAUAAUAAAAAAUCAACUAUUAAACAAAUUGAUCAAUUAAUUACAUUAUCAAGUGAUGUUGCAAAAAGCAAAUGGCAAUCACUCUUAAAUUUAGAUAUCAUUAAAGAAAGGAAUAGACCAAUUCAACAAAAUGAAAAACCAGCUUUAGCACCUUUCUUUUUAUCAACUAUUCAAGGUUUAGAACCAAAAUUCGCUAAAAUUGAUGUUGUUAAUCCUUUAACUAUUAAAACUGCUGUCUCAACUGGUGGUGGUGGUAGUGCAAAUACAACUGGUUCAACUGAUGAUAAUGAAAAUAAUGGUGAACCAACUGAAGAAGAAUUAAAAGGUUGGGAUAAUUGGGCUGGUGCUGAUGAUGAAGAAAAUGAUGAUGACGAUGAUGAUGAAGACAACGAAAAUGAUGAUCAAGAUGAAGAUAGUGAAGAUGAUGAAGAUGAAGGUGAUGAAGACCUUGAAAAAACUACUGAAACUUUCAAAAAUGAGAAAGAAAUUUAUAGAUCAGACAAAGUUAUUAAAACUGAUUCACUUCAAGGUACAAGAACUAAUUUUAAUUUAUCAUUAGAAAAUGGUUAUAUAACUCAAAAUUAUUCAGAAAGUUUAAGAAUAUUAAAAUCAUUAACCCCAUCUGGUAUUGAUUUUGAAAUUAGAACAUUAACAACAGCUGAUGAUUAUGCUGAUAUUCAUUAUAUGUUUGAUUUCAUUGUUUAUCAAUUAUUGAAAAAUGGUGAUUAUGAUUUCAUUCAAUCAAUACUCAGUGUCACUUUAAAGGUACAUGGUUAUUUAUUAUAUGAUACCACUUUCAAAAGAGAUCUCAGACAAUUAUUAUUAGUAUUUAAUGAACCUUGGUUUAAAAUGCAAAAACUUUUCCAUUCAAAUAUUUGCAUGCUUAGAUAUUUCACAAAUACUUUAAAUAAUUAA